GUGCGCAUUCCUUCGAGGUUCCUUCCCUAGCGUUGCAAGGCAACCAAUAUGGCGCGGCAAGAUCGUGCUUGUGAGAACGAGGUUGUACGAUAAUGACAGAUCUAGUUCCCUGGUCCCUUAUGACCGGACUACAGUAUGUCAUAAUAAUACCCUAUUCUCAGUCAAAGGCUUGACAAGGAACCAGGCAUACCCCAUGCGUUUGUAUUGCAGGAUUGUGUACAUGUACAUUGUACAUCUACAUGAUUGUAUAUAUGUACACGGAUAUGUCUGGCCUGCAGGCUUGUGCGAGAUUCCUUGUCCCAUUUCGUGCCGGUUCUUUCUAUCACAAUGGCUUCUCCAAGCAAGACGCCCAGUGCAGAUGGCAUUGAUGCUCUCCAGCAUGUCCAAGGAAUAAUCAAAGAUGACCCUGACAGUUUCUGGAGUUCUCCAAGUAAGACAUCCGAUAGCAUUGAUGCUCUCCAAGGAAUAAUCAAAGAUGACCCUGACAGUGUCUGGAGUUCUCCAUGCACGACAUCCGAUAGCAUUGAUGCUCUCCAAGGAAUAAUCAAAGAUGACCCUGACAGUCCUCAGAGUUCUCCAAGCAAGAUGCCCAGUGUCGAUGGCAUUGAUGUUCUCCAAGGAAUAAUCAAAGAUGACCCUGACAGUUCCCGAAGUUGUCCUAGGAAAACGUCCCAUGCUGAUGAUCCCCUAGGCCAUAAAGGCAUAUUCAAAGGAGAGGAAUCCAACGGUUCCUUGAGUUCUCCAAGCAAGGUGUCCGGUGUUGAUGAUCUCCGAGGCAUACUCCAAGAUGACGCUGACAUGUCUGAAAGUUCCUGGAGUUCAUUUUCAGGAGAAAGUGGCUCUGAAUAUGAACCCUCCAUUCACUCAAGUCGGAGUGACAUCACUGUGGAGAGCGACACAGAGAGUGAAGAUUCUGAUGUGCCAUUGCCGCCGAAAAAGAAACGUCCAGUAAAAAUUUCACCAAAAGGACGACAACUGCCCUUUCCUCACAGACAGGGCCAUGUGAUCCGGCCACCAGCUAGGGCCCAGAAAACACAAACAGUGGCACUGGAUGGAACCAUUUGGUCCAACAAUCCAAGCCCAACUGCCAAAAUGGCAAGGCCCAACAUAUUGACCCAGAAAGCUGGCCCCAGAAAUGUUGGUGGAGCAACCACGCCAUUGGAGAUUUUCGAAUUGUUUUUUCCAGCGGCCAUGUUGCAUGUCAUCUUGCAACACACUAAUGCCCAAGGAGCAAUGAAGAGAGGAAAGGAGUGGAGGAAUGUGGCAUUGAUGGAGCUGUAUGCCUUCUUGGGUCUCUUGUUGUACCUCGGACUGACACAUUCGGGGCACGAAAGACAACGCUCUUUCUGGAGCCAAGGAUUCUUCUGCAAACCACUGUGCUUAGCUACCAUGAGCAGUACACGAUUCCAAGACAUCCUGACCAUGCUCAGAUUCGACAACAAGGCGACUCGGGCCCAGAGAAGAUCCACAGACAAGUUUGCUCCAAUCAGAGAUAUCUUUGAGAUGUUUGCUCGGGCCUGUCGCCGACACUACAGCCCCUCUGAAUGUGUGACCAUUGACGAACAGCUCGUUGCGUUUCGAGGACGGUGUUCCUUUCGGCAAUACAUGCCAAAAAAGCCAGCCAAAUAUGGACUGAAGUUUUGGGCGUCAGUGGACAGCACAUCCCACUACCUUCACAACAUUCAGCCUUACACUGGAAAGCGAUCCAACCGGGUAGAAUGCCAUCUGGGGGCCCGAGUUGUCAAGGAACUUGCUGAGCCAUUGUUUGGGACAGGACGGAACAUCACUGCCAACGAUUUUUUCGUCAGCAGUGACUUGGCCAACUACCUAUACACAAAGAACAUGACUCUUGUUGGAACAAUCAAAGGUAAUCGCCGUGAGGUUCCCUUGGAGAUGCAGAAGGGGAACAUACGGAAUCGGGCAACAAAAUCAUCACAGUUUCUGUUCUCUGACACAAUUCAUAUGUGCCCAAACCCAAGAAGAACAUCUUGCUCCUAUCAUCAAUGCAUCAUGACAUGGAAACACACCCAAUUUCGAAGAAACCAGACAUCUUGACAUACUACAACGCCACCAAGGCUGGUGUACACACUUUUGAUCAGAUGUGCUCCCUUUACAACUCUGCCCGCACCACCACACGCUGGCCGCUGAUGGUAUUUUACCACCUUCUAAACUGUGCUGCUAUCAACAGCUUCAUCAUCUAUCUCCAAGUGAACCCCAGUCUGCAUGGUGAGCAAAAAACCUGUCACAACUUCAUCCACCAGCUUGUCAGGGCCUUGGUCAACCCACAGGUGACGAUGCGCCUGGCCCAGCCCCAACGACUGCCAAAGAAUGUGCUGAGAGCCAUGGAAAUUGCAGGAUUUGUUGUCCAGUACCCAACCCCGGCACCUGUUAGACCCAGCGAGUUUCGUCCAAAGAGAAGAUGUGCUUUCUGUACCCGGAGCAACAGGAGGCAAACAACACAUCUGUGCAGUGAAUGCAACAGAUUUUCUUGCAAGAUGCACAGUGUGAACAAGACGACCACCAUCAUUACCUGUUUGCAGUGCCAGUCAGUAGACUAGAGCGUCUGUAAAAACCUGGUAACAGAUGAACACUUAACCACAUUUCCUGUCCUAAGUUUUUGUCUCUCCAUUUUGAGUAAAAUCUAAGGAGACACAAAUUGUGGCACCAGGACAAGAAAUGGCUGUUGGGCAUCAAUUUAGUGUUAUUGUCUUUGAGAUUAGUUUUAGUUUUUUUUUUUUUUUUUUACAGUUUGAGUGUUAUUGUUUUUUUAGUUUACCUUUUAGUCUUAUUGCAUUUAGUUAACAGUGUGUGUUUCCCAAAGAUCAAAUUGAUUGUUUGUUCCUUUUAUAAGAAUUUCACACACAUCCACUAAAAACCGAAGAGAUAUUGAAACAAUAUACAAUUACCAAACUUAUAACAUUCACUUCACUUAAAACUGGAGAUACACAUGUAUUGAAAUGAUAAGCCAAACUGAUACCUACAUGUAACUUAAAACUGGAGAGACACUGAAACAAUAUACCAAACUUACACUUAACUCACACAAGCAGCAGAUGAGCCAUGGACAUCAAGACAAUGAAGAAAUAAAAGCUGCUCCCAUUGUCAGUUGGGUACCUAUAGUAUUAGUCUGGCAUAUCAUUUCAAUAUCUCUCCAGCUUUUGGUGGAUGUGUGUGAAGUCUCCUGUAUUUUGCAUGCCCCUGACCACACAGCAUCCAAGUGAAGAGUGCAGGUCAACUUUGUCACCAGUCAAUUCGGUCUUAAAUCAACUCUGUCUCAAGUAAUUGCAGUCCACAAUCAACUCGGUCCCCAUGGGAAAAUAUAUGGGACGUGGUUCAAAGUAGUGAUUUGAUUGGUUUAAGGUGCCACAAACACGUACCAGGGUUUUGAUUUUUUGAUUUAAAUCAGAUUUUUAAAAAUGUAAAUCAGAUUUUUUAAAAUUUGAG
Acanthaster planci (crown-of-thorns starfish) is the source of this 3441-nucleotide messenger RNA. RefSeq names its product piggyBac transposable element-derived protein 3-like. Lineage: Eukaryota; Metazoa; Echinodermata; Asteroidea; Valvatida; Acanthasteridae. The record is from RefSeq and is a predicted model, not a curated record.